ACUAAAGCAAAAGAGUAAAGAGAGAAGUUCAUCCUCAAAGAGAGAAAGAAAUUAAAGAAAUCCAAUUUAAUCAUGGCUUUCUCUUCUUUUUCUAUCUAUUUAGAUCAAUCCAAUUUGCAGCUGCAGCCUUACAAUCAACAAGAAAGUGGCGUCGAGAACCCCCAAGUGUUGUCACCGCCACCCCUGCCAGCACCGGCUCAGGUGGGUGCUGGUGGCGAGCACGGUUCGAUCCGACCUGGCUCGAUGGUGGAUCGAGCCCGGCUAGCUAGGGUUCCGCUGCCGGAAAACGGCUUGAAGUGCCCUAGGUGUGAGUCCACGAGCACCAAGUUUUGUUACUUCAAUAACUAUAGCCUGAUGCAGCCCAGACACUUUUGCAAGACGUGCCGCCGCUACUGGACUCGGGGAGGGGCUAUGAGAAAUGUUCCGGUCGGCGGAGGCUGCCGGAGGAACAAGCGGAGGAAGAGCGGUGCAAAACCUGACGGAGGCACCGCCACCCCGGAGAAGCAAAGCGGCUUUAACCUUGUGGGUGAAAACUCGUCGAUCUCUGGUGGUGGUGGUGUUGGUGGUGGUGGUGGGGGUGCAUGCCCUAUUACUUCCGGAAACGUUGAAAUUUCCGGCAAGUUUUCAACUCAUGAGCUACCACCGCUGCUCACGAGCACGGCAUUUCAAGCUGGCUUGAGCCACUACGGACGCAGCGGUGGUAAUAUCGGCUCGAGUGCGGGCCGAAGCUUUCUUCUGGCCCCGCAACUUGCCGCCUAUGAAAAUAAUAAUAUAGCGUUUAACAACAACGACAACAACAACAACAACAACAACAACACGCAUUUCAUAUCAACGGGAGAAGCCGAGCCGUGGAGGUUUCUGGGCUCCUUAACCGGCUUUGAGCCGCCGCCGCCGCCAUCAACAGAUUUAUUCGCUAUUCAAGGUGGAGGAACUCUAACACCGUCGGGAAGAGUGGAAGAGAGUCAAGGGCUGAAUAGUAAUUAUCCAACAAGGCUGCUUUUGGGUAAUAUGGAGAAUAAUCAAUACUGGGUUGGUGGCAGCGGCGGCGGCGGUGUGAGUAACAGUAGCUGGACUGGAGGGUACUCCGGUCAUUUCAACUCUUCUUCCACCGGCCAUCGUCUUCUAUGAUCAGCGGUGGCAACUAUAUAUUCUGCGAAUAUAUAAACCCUAGCUACUGAAUUAUUGCAGUACGUGGAUAUGAUCUUGUGGGUGUGUGAUUUUUAACUAUAAACCCUUUCUAGACUUUAAAUUAAUUACUCCUUAUUUG
This is a messenger RNA of Cuscuta campestris, 1267 nucleotides long. The record is from the annotation of a GenBank genome assembly. NCBI's taxonomy places the organism in Eukaryota, Viridiplantae, Streptophyta, Magnoliopsida, Solanales, Convolvulaceae.